AUGGCUGCUGAUGAGAAUCAAUCUACGGAGGAUGAUGUGAAACAAAGAUGUUGGGAUCAAAGGGAAGCUUUGCCCGGCGAACCUAUCUGUGCCGUAUGUGGCCGAUACGGCGAGUACAUAUGUGACGAGACAGAUGACGAUGUUUGCAGCCUCGAGUGCAAAAAGACUCUUCUAACCCGGCUAGCCAAGAAAUCACAGCCUUCAUCCCUCAAAGCGCCCUCCGUAAGACUACCGGCCAAGGACGAAUGCUACUAUGUUCGAGAAGACAGCAAAUCCGAAUCUCGAUCUAUGACCGACACUCAGGCCCAAGCGCUCCGCGAAAAGCUCGAAAUAUCAGUUCAGGGGGACAAUGCCCCAGCCCCAGCUUUGUCUUUCAGUUCCUGUGACCUCCCAGAGAAGCUCGUCCAGAAUCUAGAAGCUUCCGGAUACGAAAUUCCUACCCCUGUGCAGAUGCAGGCUAUCCCGUGCGCGUUGACUGGUCAGAGUGUGCUCGUUUCAGCUGAGACCGGGUCGGGCAAGACUUGCUCCUUUCUUGUCCCGAUAAUAUCUCACUGCACGAAAACGAAAAGCAACCUGCAAAAGCCAAUGGCAUUGGUCCUCACACCCACUAGGGAGCUUUCGGUACAGGUGGAGGAACAAGCCAAAUCGCUAGGCAAAGGCCUGCCCUUUAAGACGGCCCUAGUGGUCGGGGGUGACGCCAUUGCGAGACAAGUUUACCGUAUCAAGAAUGGAGUUUCAAUGAUCGUGGGUACUCCAGGCAGGCUCGUGGACCUUCUCACCAAACACGAUUUUGAUCUGGACAGUAGUGUCUCUAUUCUUGUUCUCGACGAGGUGGAUUGCAUGAUGCAGAGAGGAUUUCGCGAUCAGGUCAUGCAGAUUUUCCGAGCCUUAUCCAGUCCCCAAGUGCUGAUGUACAGUGCGACUGUCUCGAAGGAUGUGGAAAAUGUGGCGGACUCGAUUGCCAAGGGUUUCGUCCGAGUAUCGGUAGGGAAGCCUGAGAAACCAUCCGGGGCAGUCCGCCAGGUGGCGAUAUGGGUUGGGCAGGGCGGGAAGAAGGAGAAGCUUUUCGAGAUUUUGACGAGCGAGCGGCACUUCGACCCGCCGGCGGUGGUUUUCGUGGGGUCGAGGCUCGGCGCCGAUCUCCUGUGUGAGGCAAUUAGGGUGAAAACCGGGAUUAAGGCGCUCUCGAUUCAUGGGGAGAAGACGAUGAAGGAGAGAAGGGAGGUUUUGGGGUCGUUUUUGGUUGGCGAGGUGGAUGUGAUUGUGGCCACGGGGGUUUUGGGACGUGGGGUUGAUCUGCUGUGCGUGAGGCAGGUGAUCGUGUUUGAUAUGCCGAACUCGAUGGCGGAGUAUGUGCACCAGAUAGGGAGAGCUUCUAGGAUGGGAGAAAAUGGGAAGGCCUAUGUGUUUGUUGGCGAGGAGGACAGAAGGCUGUUUCCCGAGCUGGUGGAAGUUUUGAAGUCGUCUGGGGCGGAAAUUCCUCGUGAGCUUGCGAAUUCGAAGUAUCGAGUGGGGUCUUUGUCUGGGGGCAAGGGUCAAAAGAAAAGAAAGCAUGGCCAUUGA
Molecule: messenger RNA, 1563 nt
Organism: Striga hermonthica
Lineage: Eukaryota; Viridiplantae; Streptophyta; Magnoliopsida; Lamiales; Orobanchaceae
Source: the annotation of a GenBank genome assembly